CUUUCCAAAACAAAACAUUCUUUUUUAUUAAAAAUUACAAGGCAGCAGAGCAGUACUCUUUCUUUCCUUGCCCUGUUUUUGACGUGAGGAUGGAGAACGGGGUUGAUCUUCAACAAACUCCAACAGAUGACCAUCCGCCGCAGCUACAAGAGCUGCCCUUCUCUCUCCCACCGUACCCUCAAAUGAUCAUGGACGCGAUCGAAGCGACGAACGGAUGCAACAAAACGGCGAUCGUAAAGCACAUCGACUCAACUCAGAUCACUUUGCCACCGUCCCACCUGACGCUUCUCAACUACCAUCUCAACUGGAUGAAACAGUCUGGGCAGAUCGUGAUUGUGAAAAACAAUUACAUGAAGCCAAAUCCAAAUGCUCCUCCUAACCGUGGCCGUGGCCGUCCUCCUAAACCGAAACCCGAGGGAGAUUCAAGCCACGUGGCGGUGGUCCCAGCUCCCACACCAAGGCCUAGAGGUCGUCCUUCUAAGUCGAAGGAUUCUUAGUCGGAGCUGGACUUGACUGAGGAGAAAACAAAGGCCCCACGACCACCGAAGAAGCAGAAGACCGAUUCAGAGACGGUUAAAGAUGCGGCGACGGGUGAAGCUAAUAACGGUGAGCGUCGAGGGCGUGGAAGGCCAUAACAUGUGAUGGUCCCUGCUGGUUGUCAGAGUUACUCUCCAGCUUACGUUUUGAUUAGAAACUUUUUGUGUUAUUUUAAGUGCUAAUUACUUGGAAUGACUCUAAUCAUGUUACUAAAUACUAGAAUGACUCUUAUAAUUCCCUUUUGUAAAUACUAGAAUAAAUGGCAACACAUACAAAAUUACUAAAA
This is a messenger RNA of Brassica napus (rape), 823 nucleotides long. RefSeq names its product HMG-Y-related protein A-like. Gene Ontology annotation, biological process: nucleosome assembly; chromosome condensation; negative regulation of DNA recombination. Gene Ontology annotation, molecular function: double-stranded DNA binding; nucleosomal DNA binding. NCBI's taxonomy places the organism in Eukaryota, Viridiplantae, Streptophyta, Magnoliopsida, Brassicales, Brassicaceae. The record is from RefSeq and is a predicted model, not a curated record. The coding region runs from base 90 to 497 and encodes 135 amino acids. The transcript is spliced from 2 exons. Gene Ontology annotation, cellular component: nucleus; nucleolus; nucleosome.